AUGAAGCUGGCUGCUGUCUUCGUGGUGGUGAUCAUCAGCGUCUGCAGUUACUCGGCAAGCGCUUUCCUCUUGAAGUCACUCCUCCCUGUGAAGGAUGUCUUACCCCCCUUACCUGUGGACAGCCUGCUCACCUUCGAUCCACUGAAGCUCCUGCUGAAGACACUGGGCAUUUCCGUGGAGCACCUGGUGGAGGGGCUCAGGAAGUGUGUGAAUGAGCUGGGCCCAGAGGCCUCGGAAGCUGUGAAGAAACUGCUGAUUUACACCGUAGGAUUUGGGGCCCACACUUCAUCCGAGCUCCAAUCUAAGAACAAUCAGUUUUUAAGACGGGGCCCUGCUCAAGACACAGAAGCUAGAAGUGCUAUAGCCAAGUGUGGUGGAGAUAAUAGAUGGCUCCUGGUUAUUAAAAAGCAUUAUCAGCUGGGUUCUUAA
Molecule: messenger RNA, 429 nt
Organism: Echinops telfairi (small Madagascar hedgehog)
Lineage: Eukaryota; Metazoa; Chordata; Mammalia; Afrosoricida; Tenrecidae
Gene: SCGB3A2
Product: secretoglobin family 3A member 2
Exons: 3
Coding region: 1-429 (142 amino acids)
Source: RefSeq, a predicted model, not a curated record